Molecule: messenger RNA, 2468 nt
Organism: Brachypodium distachyon (stiff brome)
Lineage: Eukaryota; Viridiplantae; Streptophyta; Magnoliopsida; Poales; Poaceae
Product: probable tRNA (guanine(26)-N(2))-dimethyltransferase 1
Exons: 15
Coding region: 99-1871 (590 amino acids)
Biological process (GO): tRNA N2-guanine methylation
Cellular component (GO): nucleus
Molecular function (GO): RNA binding
Source: RefSeq, a predicted model, not a curated record
GCUUUAGCCCUGACCCUAAAGGCCUAAACAACUGCAGCCAGCCGCCGAUUUGUGGACGGAGUUCGGAUUCUCGGCGUCAUUCGCUCCGAUUCGAAUCGAUGACCCUAGCAUUUGGUUUCUCUCGCUUUCUCAACCCGCGCGUAAAUCCUUCCACGAAUCCCAUCCUUGGUCUCUGGCUCUUCUCCUGCUCCUGCUCCUGCUCAUCCUCCGCCUCGUCCGCUCCGGAGCCGCCGGAGCUUGCCGGGGGCCCGGGGACUAUCAGGGAAGGGCGGGCGGAGAUCUUCGCGGAUAAGUCUAAUUCGGUCUUCUACAACAAGGCCCAGGUUAACAACAGAGAUCUUUCCAUUGCUGUAUUGAGAUCGUUUCUUUUGAAAAGACAGGAAGAACAUGAUAUCCGAUUAGUAAAAGGCAGGCAUGCUGAAACACCGCCAGAACAGCAUGCCAAUGACUUAGAUCCUGUGGUAACAGGAUCUGAAGACACUGCACCGAGAGAGGAAUCAAAGAUUAAAGCACCUAAAGUUCUUGAGGCUUUGGCUGCAUCAGGAUUAAGAGCGAUCCGAUACGCUCUUGAGGUAGAUGGAAUUGGGGAAGUCGUAGCUGUUGACAAUAAUGAAGAAGCUAUAGAAGCCUGCAAGAAAAAUAUCUACCACAAUGCCAUUCCUGCAUCUUCCAAGGUGGUGCCAAAUCUUGCCGAUGCUCGUGUUUACAUGCUCACUCACCCAAAAGAAUUUGAUGUGGGAGAAUUCAGAACUCAAAUGUCCCAGCAUCCAGUAAUGUUGCUCAAGGUUGAUCUUGAUCCUUAUGGGUCCCCAGCUGCAUUCCUUGAUUCGGCAGUUCAAUGUGUUGCAGACGGUGGCAUCUUGAUGUGCUCAGCUACAGACAUGGCAGUGCUUGCUGGGGGCAAUCCAGAAGUUUGUUUUUCCAAAUAUGGUUCCUAUCCAGUAAGAGGUAAGUACUGCCAUGAGAUGGCCUUGAGGAUUCUUCUUGCCUGCAUUGAGUCGCAUGCAAUCCGCCACAAGCGCUAUAUAGUUCCUGUCAUAUCAGUGCACAUGGAUUUCUACAUUAGGGUUUUUGUGCGAAUCUUCACAUCAGCUAGCACAGUUAAAACCUCACCUCUCAAAAUUUCACAUGUCUAUCAAUGCGUUGGGUGCAAUUCAUUUCACUUGCAAAAUGUCGGAAGAAUAAACUCAAAGGAUAAAAGGAAUGUUGCUCUACCAAAUUUUUGCCCUACUGUGCCUCAAGAGUGUUGUGAGUGUGGCCAUAAAUUUGUUAUGGGGGGCCCUAUAUGGAGUGAUCCAAUACAUGACAAGGAAUGGGCUACUUCCAUCUUGUCAAAUGUCCAAGCUAUGAGUGGUGCUUAUCCAGCUUAUGCAAAAAUUUCAGCUGUACUAACAUCAGUAUCACAGGAAUUGGUCAAUGCGCCUUUAUUUGUCAGUCUUCACAGUUUAUGUGCAACAUUGAAGUGCACCAAUCCAACCAUGGCUAUGUUUCAUUCUGCUCUCAGAAAUGCUGGGUAUCAAAUAUCAGGCAGCCAUGUGGAUCCACUAGCUCUUAAAACGGAUGCCCCGAUGUCUGUAAUUUGGGACAUCAUGCGAUGUUGGGUCAAGCUUCACCCGGUAAAAUCUCGACCUGGAGCUGAUCCAAGUAACAGGAUACUUUCCCAAGAGCCUAAAUUACAGGCAUCAUUUUCUCAAGCAACUGGGGGUUUAGUUGCACGAAAGAGCCCAAGAUUUGUACCUAAUCCUGAGAAAUAUUGGGGUCCUAAGGCGAAGGCUGGCAGACCACUAAAGACACCGCACAUGGACAAUUGUGAAUUUAGAUUUACUGCUAACACACUGGAGGCUGGAGAUCGGACAUCUAUUUCGAAAUGAACAUAGCCAUAUCGACCCUGUCGUGUAGGUACGAACGCCAUCCUCCUCAGAUGACGAUGGCUGGAGGCGGUACGGCGAGCCAGGGCUGUGGCCGGCGUGGCACGCUGAGUCGGGCGGGAGGGUGAGCACCGUAACGGAGCAGGCAUCCUCCAGGUUUGGUGUGGCGUGGAGCCGGGACGGGAGCUCUAUGGUGAAGUUGCCAGACUCGUCAGUUGUUGCAAAUGCAGAGUUAGCAGCCAUCGUGCUGGUGUUUGGACCUUCACUUUUGCAGGUUACUGCAACCUUGCUACCUGCUUGAGAAAAGAAACAAAAAUCAGGGUACUGUGAAAUUGUUUCUACAUGCAAUUUUUGCUGUUGCACCGGAAGAUUGAUUUGUUCAGCUCUCUUCAGAGCCCAGGUAACAUGUACUCCUCUAGAAUUAAUCUAAGAUCCACCUCAUGCUGAUAAUUAAUUAAAGGUGACACGCAUGAGAAACUUCACAUUUUGAACAAAUUUUUUGAUCUUGUAUUUGGAGUUGUCGUGUGAAAACGUCGUUUCUAUGUUAUCCUGAAAAAUAUUCUUGUACCACUUUCAGUCAUUAACUAUAAAAAUCUUUCA